AUGUGUAAAAGUGUUAAUGCAGCAGCAGUAUUUAACUCUUUAAUUUCGUUUACAUCUCUUCUUACUGAAUCCGUCAGUGCAAAUACUGUGGACAAUCGCCUGGACAACCUGCAGCUGGUGCCAUGGGGCUGGCGGCCCAAGGCCGAAGAGACCUCUAGCAAACAGAGGGAGCAAAGCUUGUACUGGCUUGCAAUUCAGCAGCUGCUUACAGACCCCAUAGAAGAACAGUUUCCUGUCCUGAACGUGACCCGGUACUACAACGCCAACGGGGACGUGGUGGAAGAGGAGGAGAAUUCCUGCACCUACUAUGAGUGCCACUACCCGCCCUGCACGGUGAUCGAGAAGCAGCUCCGGGAUUUCAACAUCUGCGGGCGCUGCCAGGUGGCCCGGUACUGCGGCUCCCAGUGUCAGCAGAAAGACUGGCUGGCCCACAAGAAACACUGUCGGGAGAGGAAGCGUCCCUUCCAGCAUGAGCUGGAGCUAGAGCGAUGA
Saimiri boliviensis boliviensis (Bolivian squirrel monkey) is the source of this 492-nucleotide messenger RNA. The record is from RefSeq and is a predicted model, not a curated record. NCBI's taxonomy places the organism in Eukaryota, Metazoa, Chordata, Mammalia, Primates, Cebidae.